Molecule: messenger RNA, 498 nt
Organism: Rodentolepis nana
Lineage: Eukaryota; Metazoa; Platyhelminthes; Cestoda; Cyclophyllidea; Hymenolepididae
Source: the annotation of a GenBank genome assembly
AUGUCCUCAUUGAUGCGUCAACGAAUUCGGACUAAACCAGAGCUCUUUGAUUUGGUCGGAAAAGUUUUCAAGGUUACCGACACUCAUAAACAAAAUCUCCAACAGGCUCAAAAGAAUAUUCUUGAUGGAACUAGUCAAUGGUCAGCAAAAAUUGCCAUUACUGUGAAAUGCGCUCAAGGCUUAAUAGGAAAGGACAAAACGGGAACUAGUGAUCCCUACGUCACUGUCCAAGUUGGGAAAGUUAAAAAGCGAACGAAAACCGUGCCGCAGGAACUCAAUCCAGUUUGGAAUGAGAAGUUCUACUUGGAUGAGGAUAACGAUCUAAGAUCCAAGCUGCGAUCUAAACUGACUUCCGAAUCAGAUGAUUUCCUUGGACAGACCAUAAUCGAUGUCCGAACCCUGUCCGGUGAAAUGGAUGUGUGGUAUAAUCUUGGUGCGCAAAUACUUGCUGUGCUACAGUUGUUGUCUUGUCUUUCUGUUGUCUGUACCUGGCAUUAG